Messenger RNA from Closterium sp. NIES-65, 312 nucleotides. Lineage: Eukaryota; Viridiplantae; Streptophyta; Zygnematophyceae; Desmidiales; Closteriaceae. The record is from the annotation of a GenBank genome assembly.
AUGCCCAGGAUGAGGUCGACACCUGACAAAAGUGGUAGGACAUACACGCGAACUCUGCAGCAGUGGGAGACGGAGGAGGAGGAGGAGGAGGAGGAGGAGGAGGAGGAGGAGGAGGAGGAGGAGGAGGAGGAGGAGGAGGAGGAGGAGGAGGAGGAGGAGGAAGAGGAGGAGGAGGAGGAUGGGGAGGAGGAGGAGGAGGAGGAGGAGGAGGAGGAGGAGGAGGAGGAGGAGGAGGAGGAGGAGGAGGGGACAGCGCACACACCCGUCACCCCCAUACCCGCCACCCCCACACUCGCCACCCCCAAACCCUAA